Molecule: messenger RNA, 3279 nt
Organism: Brenthis ino (lesser marbled fritillary)
Lineage: Eukaryota; Metazoa; Arthropoda; Insecta; Lepidoptera; Nymphalidae
Source: the annotation of a GenBank genome assembly
AUGGCAGGAGAUCAGGCGCAAUUUUACCAAUUACUAAAUACAAUAUUGUCUAUAGAUAAUGACAUCAGAACCCAGGCAGAAAAAGUAUACAAUGACAUCCCAACUGAAACUAAAGUAGUACAUUUAGUCGGUGCUAUUCAAAAUGCUGAUCUUGGUCAAGAAUGUAGGGAAACAGCUGCAGUGCUCCUGCGGCGGCUGCUUAGUGCGGAAUUCUUUGAAUUCUUCCCAAAACUUCCUUUUGAACAACAAGCAAUGCUUAGGGAACAACUCCUUCUUACACUACAAAUGGAUGUCACCCAAAGUCUAAGACGUAAGAUAUGUGAUGUAGUAUCAGAGUUAGCCAGAAAUCACAUUGAUGAUGAUGGAGUUAAUCAAUGGCCUGAAUUUCUUCAGUUUAUGUUCAAUUGUGCCAGUGCACAAGAUCCCAAUAUAAAAGAAGCUGGCAUUCGAAUGUUUACGUCUGUACCAGGAGUAUUUGGUAAUCGACAAAAUGAAAACCUGGAUGUUAUCAAGAGAAUGCUGCUCUCAGCCCUCCAGCCAACAGAGUCUGAAGCAUUACGCAUGCAAGCAGUCAAGGCUGUGGGAGCUUUCAUUUUGCUCCAUGAUAAAGAACCAGCUAUUCAGAAACAUUUUAGUGAUUUACUUCUGCCUUUUAUGCAGGUUGUGGUACAAUCAAUUGAAAAAGCUGAUGAUGAUGCAGCACUAAAAGUUCUUAUUGAACUGGCGGAAUCUGCGCCUAAAUUUCUACGCCCACAAAUAGAAACUAUUUUCCAAGUUUGCAUUAAAGUUAUUGGUGAUACUGAUCAAGAAGACAACUGGCGUCAAUUAGCAUUAGAAGCCCUUAUUACUCUAUGUGAGACUGCACCAGCUAUGGUACGCAAGGUUGUACCGAAUGCAAUUAGAAUGCUUACUCCACUUAUAUUAGAGAUGAUGUGUGAAUUAGACGAAGAACCCGACUGGUCUGUGCAGGAUAAUGCUGCUGAUGAUGACAAUGAACUUAAUUAUGUCGCAGCGGAAUCAGCAUUGGACCGUAUGUGCUGUGGGCUUGGAGGCAAGAUAAUGUUAGGUCUCAUUGUGGGCCAAGUACCUGAAAUGUUGAGCUCGGAAGAUUGGAAACGACGCCACGCGGCGUUGAUGGCCGUCUCUUCUGCUGGUGAAGGAUGCCAUAAACAGAUGGAACAGAUGUUGGACCAAGUUGUCUCAGCUGUUCUUAACUAUUUAACUGAUCCACAUCCACGUGUACGCUACGCCGCAUGUAAUGCAGUUGGUCAGAUGUCAACAGAUUUUGCACCAAUAUUUGAAAAAAAAUUCCAUGAUAAAGUUGUACCUGGAUUAUUGAUGGUGCUUGAAGAUAACGCGAAUCCUCGUGUGCAGGCCCAUGCAGCAGCUGCUUUAGUCAACUUCAGUGAAGAUUGUCCUAAGCCAAUCUUAACACAGUAUUUAGGACCACUAAUGAACAAGCUUGAAGCCAUCCUAACUGCCAAAUUUAAAGAGUUGGUAGAAAGUGGCACAAAGCUUGUUUUGGAACAAAUCGUGACCACCAUUGCUUCAGUGGCUGACACAGUGGAGAAAGACUUUGUUGAUUAUUAUGACAGGUUGAUGCCAUGCCUUAAGUAUAUCAUUGCGAAUGCAACUACUGAUGAUUUCAAGAUGCUAAGAGGCAAAACUAUUGAAUGUGUCAGUCUUAUUGGUUUGGCUGUUGGAGAAGAGAAAUUCAUGUCAGAUGCAUCAGAGGUAAUGGACUUGCUCUUGAAAACACAUACCGAGGGAGAGCAGUUACCAGCUGAUGAUCCACAAACUUCCUACUUAAUUUCGGCUUGGUCUAGAAUUUGCAGGAUAAUGGGCAAGAAAUUUGCUCAAUAUUUGCCAAUGGUCAUGGAACCAGUAAUGCGCACCGCCGCCAUGAAGCCGGAAGUUGCUCUAUUAGAUAAUGACGACCUUGAGGUCAUUGAAGGAGACCUUGACUGGCAUUUUGUCACAUUGGGUGAACAACAAAACUUUGGCAUUAAAACUGCAGGUCUUGAAGACAAAGCCUCUGCGUGCGACAUGUUAGUGUGCUAUGCACGAGAACUCAAGGAAGCUUUUGCAGAAUAUGCUGAAGAUGUUGUAAAGCUAAUGGUACCAAUGCUUAAAUUCUAUUUCCACGAUAAUGUACGCACUGCCGCCGCCGAGUCGCUCCCUUACUUGCUGGAGUGUGCUCGCAUCCGUGGUCCGCAAUAUAUACAGGGAAUGUGGGCAUAUAUACUGCCAGAGUUAUUGAAAGCUAUUGAUUCCGAACCAGAGCAAGAAGUGCAAGUGGAACUUCUAAACAGUCUAGCUAAGUGCAUUGAGCUAUUGGGCACAGGAUGCUUGUCUGAUGAAAUGAUGGCUGAAGUUCUUCGCAUUCUAAAUAAACUUCUUACAGAACAUUUCGAACGUGCCACUGAACGUCGUCAGAAACGGGCCGAUGAAGACUAUGAUGAGGUUGUUGAAGAACAACUAGCUGAUGAGGAUAAUGAAGAUGUGUACGGACUUUCCCGCGUGGCGGAUGUUUUGCACGCGCUCAUGUCCGCUUACCACGAAAGUUUCUUCCCGCAUCUCGACUCUCUUCUUCCACACCUCGUACAACUGCUAGCCCCUGGACGCCCUUACGCUGAUAGACAGUGGGCUAUUUGUAUUUUCGAUGAUGUCAUUGAGUUUGGAGGUCCGGCAUGUGUAAAGUACCAAGACAUAUUCCUUGAACCUAUGCUUAAUGGAUUACGGGAACCAGAACCUGAAGUAAGACAAGCCGCUGCCUACGGAUGCGGAGUUCUCGCCCAGUUUGGUGGACCACAAUUUGCUAGCGCUUGUGCUAGAGCUGUACCACUACUGGCUGCUCUUAUCGCCGAACCUACCUCCCGUUCUGUAGAAAAUCUAAACGCAACCGAAAACGCCAUCUCUGCUGUCACUAAGAUCAUUAAAUAUAAUCAUUCGCAAAUAAAUAGGGACGAAAUUAUAAGGCAUUGGUUGACUUGGCUCCCAGUAGUUGAAGACACAGAAGAAGCACCCCAUGUAUACUCAUUGCUUUGUGAACUGGCAGCAAGUGGUCACGCAGCACUGGCGACUCCCGACGCGCCUCAAAGGGUCAUCGCUACAAUUGCAGAAGCAUUCCUGCGAGACGCUGUGCCUGAUGAUAAUCCCGUAUUUGCACAGAUGGUAGCCCUCGUCAGACAGAUACAGAGUAAUACUGAGCUAUUCAACUCAUGUGUAAUGCAGCUGAGCAACGAGCACAAGGAGGCUCUAAAGUUGGCGCUUUCCACA